Actinia tenebrosa (Australian red waratah sea anemone) is the source of this 8986-nucleotide messenger RNA. Its product is annotated as E3 ubiquitin-protein ligase rnf213-alpha. Gene Ontology annotation, molecular function: ATP hydrolysis activity; ubiquitin-protein transferase activity; ATP binding. NCBI's taxonomy places the organism in Eukaryota, Metazoa, Cnidaria, Anthozoa, Actiniaria, Actiniidae. The record is from RefSeq and is a predicted model, not a curated record.
CAUACAGGUACACGGUGGCACUACUUUCCAAGACAUCGAAAAGAAAGUACAACAAGCCCAACAAAUGGCGAAAGAAAAUUCCAAAAACAACGUGGAAACAAUCUUAUUUUUUGACGAAGUGAACACCACAGAAGCACUUGAUCUUGUGAAGGAGAUCAUGGUGGAUCGACGAUUAAAUGGACGUCCUCUUGAUUCACAAGAUGAUGGUUUACGCUUCAUUGCGGCCUGUAACCCUUAUCGAAGACACACAGAUACAAUGAUUAAGAAGCUGGAAUCUGCUGGACUUGGUUACAGUGUCAAGACAGGAAACACAACAGAACGAAUCGGUUGCAUUCCUCUACGUCACCUGGUUUACCGUGUUCAUGCUUUGCCCGACAGCAUGAGAUCUUUGAUCUGGGAUUUUGGUCAACUCAAACCUGAUGUGGAGCUACUUUAUACCAGGCAGAUCGUCUUGCGACAUGUGAUAACAGAAGAACGUAUUCCUGGUGAUGAAUCCCUAGUGGACGCCAUUACAGCAGUACUAGCUGCAUCCCAACAAUACAUGAGAGAACAAUCAGACGAGUGCAGCUUUGUUAGUCUUCGUGAUGUGGAGCGUACGAUGAAUGUAAUGGUGUGGUUCUACGAACAUCGAGAAGUUUUUCAAAAAAUCGCAAAAGAAGAAGUCAACGACACUUAUGGAGGGACUGAUAGCGAGGACAACUCUGACGAUGAGGAAAAUCCUGAUUAUGAUGAUGGUGAUGAUGGUAGUGAUGAUAGUGAUGAUGGGGAGGAGGAGGAGGAGGAGGACGAUGAUCAUGAGGAUGAGAGCGAUAGCGAUAGCGAUGGGCACGUCAAAGAAAAUAGAAACCAAGAUGAGGAACAAACAUCAAGAGAAAACGAAAAACCAUGGCCAAUUUUUUUGUUUUCUGGCUUAAGGAGAAGUAAAGUCAGUCAGCAAGAGUACCCUGCUGAAUUAGAACCCAUUCCAUCGGGAUCUAGUAGAAGCUUUCAACCCACCUUUUCUGCUGUUGGAAAUGAGCAUCUCCCAGAGAGGCCAUUCCUCUUUGAUGAAAUACAAGACAUGCCUAUUUUCAUCGAGGAGGAAGAAGAAGACUUGGAUGACCCCACGAAGGACCUUGAUCCAGUCACGUGGUCUCUUAUCCUAGCCAUUGGUGUUUGCUAUCACGCAAAGCUACAAGACAGAACACAAUAUCGUCAGGACAUAGCAAAAACCUUCAAACGUCCAUGUCUUUUGUAUGGUGGUGCAGACAGAAUACUGCAAGAACUUUCACGUUGCCAGAAAGCAGUGCUAAAAGAACUUGAUCCAGGUCCAAACAUCGCUUGCAACACAGCCCUCAGUGAGAACGUGUUCAUGAUGGUGGUUUGUAUCGAGCUUCGUAUCCCUUUGUUUGUCAUCGGUAAACCAGGCAGCUCCAAAUCACUCGCCAAGACAGUUGUGGCUGACAGCAUGCAAGGAGAUGCGUCCAGGUCCAAGCUUUUCAAGUCUUUCAAAGAGGUAACUUUAAUGUCGCACCAGUGCAGUCCUCUGUCCACCCCUGAAGGGAUACAGGAGACAUUCAGACAGUGUGCAAACAUACAGAAAGAUAAAAACCCAGAGACGUUUGCAUCAGUGGUAGUACUAGACGAGGUUGGCUUGGCUGAAGAUUCACCUUUGAUGCCACUGAAGACACUUCACCCGUUACUGGAGGAUGGCGUGACGUCAUCUGAUGACAUCAUCGAGACAGACGAAAAACCAACUCGAGUUGCCUUUAUUGGGCUAUCUAACUGGGCACUAGACCCUGCCAAGAUGAACCGAGGGAUCAUGCUGUCACGUGACGUUCCGAAUGAAAGGGAACUGGAAGACAGUGCAAUGGGGAUUUGCGCAAGCAAUGAAGAGGUACAAGAACUAAUGAAACCCAUCAUCCCAGCACUAGCAGCGGCUUACUCAGACCUAUACCAAAAGCAGAAAGAAAUCAAAGUACUGACAACUGCAAAUAAGGACGAAUUCUUCGGACUGAGGGAUUUUUACAGUCUGAUAAAAUUGUUGCGCGUCAUCGCUGAGAAGAAACGUCUUGUCCCUGAUUGGAGGGAUGUAGAAUAUGCUGUAAGACGUAACUUUGGUGGACUUGAUGUCGAUGAGCUGAAACCAGUAGACAUCUUUAUGGAGCAUCUUGGUAUCGAUGACCACGUUAGAAGGGAAGAAAAUGAUCAGGCAAGAGACGUUAGUCCUUUAAAACUCAUCGAGUCCAGCCUGGAAAAAGAUUCUUCGGAAAAAGAUAGUCGUUACCUGCUCAUUCUGACGGAGAACCAUGCUGCUCUUGCUAUUGUUGAACAACAUCUAAAACAGAUGCAAGACAGAAAACAAGAUCAUCUCGAUGCUGUGUUGAUCUUCGGCAGCAGUUUCCCUAAGGACCUUGAAUAUACCCAGGUUUGUCGAAACAUCAAUGAUAUUAAAGUAUGUAUGGAAACUGGUCGCACCGUUAUUCUGCUGAAUAUGGAAAGUCUUUACGAGAGCUUGUACGAUGCUUUGAAUCAGUAUUACAUAGAAUUCGCAGGCAACCGUUAUGUUGACCUUGGCUUAGGAACACACCGUCUCAAGUGCAGAGUACACAAGGACUUCAGGCUCAUCGUAAUAGCCGAGAAGGACACGGUGUACAAAAAGUUUCCAAUCCCAUUGAUAAACAGACUGGAGAAACAUUUCCUUCUUUGGUCCACAAGCCUCACAAAACCACAAGAGGAAUUGGUCGCAACGCUUAAAGGUUGGGUUCAACGUUUCUCGAGCAUCGAACUACCAGGCUACAUAAGAAAUAAAAAGAAAUUCACAGAAGAUGACGCGUUUGUUGGUUACCAUGACGACACCAUUCCUACAGUAGUCUUGCAAGUUUGCAGUCAACUUCGACAAGAUGGAACAACAGUUGAUGAAGGAAACAAAGAUCAAUGGGAAGAGGAGGUGCUGAUGCAGUGCAAGAGACGGCUUGUGCAGUGCUGUCUACCAGAUGCCAUUGUCAGGUUACAUUACAGUAAACUACAACACGAAGCAGAUAAGCUGUGGGAUCUGUACUUCAAGCAGCAACAACAUUCCAGCUUAGCAUCGUUUCUGUCCAGUGUAGACAAUACAGAUCACCAAGAUGGUCUCUUGAUCCAGGUGUCGACCCACUCCAAGCUUCUUUCGGAACAGAGCCUGAAAGAGAUAGGACGAUCGCUUAAUCUACACCAUCAGGCCAUAUCCUGUAUCACACUGCAACAAUUCCAAACAGAACAACAGUUCUGUAAUAGUGUAGGGAACUUCUUUGCGAAGCAAGGAGGGGGAGAGUGUCUUUUGAUUGUCCAGUGCAGUACAGAAGAUUUGACAUUCAACUUGUUGGCUUGUGCUCGACAUCAUCUCCUGAAGCAGCGUUCCAAAAUCACAGAAGAAAUUCACGAAGAUGUUGAACCGACUCACAUCAUUGUCAUCAUUCAGCUUCCCAAGAUGUUUGGUCGCUAUCCCAACUUUGUUGGUUUCCAGGGGCAACGAUGGGAGUCUGUUCACAUUGACGAACUUUUCACGCCCUCUUUUUAUGUCCCUUCCUUUGAAAACGUUAAAGACCAUUCUCUAAGUGACCUCUUUGCAGCAUCUAUUGACAUGUGUUUUUCGAAGACUGAUGAAGAGGAACAAGUGUUAGAUGCUGUUGAUGUGCUAAGGCAGUCUGUGCAGGCAGCCGCGGGACGCAUUGAAGAUGGACCACAAACAGUCGCUAGGGCAACCAAGAGAAUUGUGAUAUUGUUAAGUUUGCUCAACAAGGACAAAAGUGAAGAACUCGAUGAAAACUCCUUCUCGCAUGUCCUUCUUCGUCGUGUGCACCAUCUUCUAAAAGAAAAGGACGCAUCGGCCCCAAAAGAAGGAGCAAAUUGGUCCACAUCAGAAUCUCUCGAGUCUUCUGAGCUCCAAGUAUGUGGGACGUACAGGAAAGCAUUAUGGCGUCGAAUCCAGAACGCGGUUGUUCCAAUACUAUCCGAGAUGAUCGCGUACAUGGAUAGAGAUGGGAAUCUAGAAUUACUACAGACAGAUGUACCCUGGAUUAAAGACCUAUGGCUAAAGAUCUUUGCAGAUGAUAAACUGGCUCAACUCAACUAUGAUUCAUUUCUAACAAACGAUGAUGAAAGGCGACUCAAAAAUCACGUGCCCGUGACGUCAUCUGGACGAGAUUCGCAUUGGUUUCAAUGCCGGCUUCCAUUCUCGUGGCUGUUGAAAGAAAACAUCGAAAGUAUUUGGCUCCAGGCAAAGAGCGUGUCAGAAAACUCCAAUGAACACAGCAUCCAAGAAUGCUUUCAAAGAUUUGUCGCGCACUCAGACAUUGCUGAUGAGAUACAUGUCAUCGAGAAGAACCAGGAUGCUAUGGAGAGAUACAUCCACGACUUCGUACACAUGAACUGUAAACCUGUGGAGCAAGGAGAAGACGAGCUAAUUGCACGAGCUCUAGUCGUGGAAGCAAAACACCAGCAUGCCCUAUCGGCUUCACAUGACAACGAUUUCGAGUUCCCUAACAUCUCUCUUGUUCACAAGGCUUAUUCUUACAUCGAGCAUCGAAUAGCUUGCUUCAGUCAACUUGUACAAUGCAUUCCUCGUAUUGUACCUCAGCUUCUUGAUGUAUUCACCCUAGACGAAAACGAAACGAUCUUGGAUGUCAUGGCCCUUCAAAUGUGCUUGGAAAACCUAGAACCACUGGAAAAGAGCUUUAACAAUUCCGGUGAAGCAAAAAAAUGGUGUGAUGACGUGAUUGCUGUAAGAGCUACAGCAGAGAGGACAUUCAAUAACACCGAACCAAACCAACUGGAAGAUGAAGAGAAAAGAAUGAGAAUCAUUGAUUGCUGUAGACCACUGUGGGAGCGUUUAACAGCUGUUCGUCUCUUCAUCGAACAUGUAUAUCCCUCAAAGAAGAAAGGCAGAAAACCAGACCCUGAGAACAUUAUCAAGUUGUGCAAGGUUCUGGAUGACAAGACAGACUUCUCGAGAGCAAGUUCGAUUGAAGCAGUUGAACUCUUUCUGUUUGAAUGCAUCAAAAGCUUCAAAAAGUCCUCAAUUCAGGCAGUAAAUGAGUUCCGUCAUCACUGUAACUCGUUCUUUAUGGAGCUCAUAUCUCUCCUGUGUUUUGGUAGCGAAGCUCAACGGAAGUCUUUGGACCCGGAAGUAUUUGAGAUAUCCAUGAGGUACAUAACCGGAACCAGUUCAUCGCAAGCCACAAAGAGUUUUUCUCCAUUUCCUGAUUUUGAGGUCGACAAAACUCCUAUCGUGAGGUCAUUUCUGCUACAGCAGCUGCUGACCAUCAGUUUAGUUGAAGUCAGAAAGUAUCUUCAGCGGUAUCUCUCUGAUGCACAGGCGCUGUCGCCAGAUCGACAUCACGUGACACGAGUAUGCCAGCUUGUUGUGGAUUGUAUUGAGGACUCGACCUCGUCAACAUUAUCACAGGGGGAGCUUCCUACCUCGAUCUUGAUUGGGUUAGCAACAUCAAUGAUCGCAAAAGGAAGUAACGCAUUGCGCAAAGUAAAGCACUCAGACACCCUAGGUAUCGAGGCCCUGGAGGCAAUAGCAAGAGUGCGCCACGCCUUGGGUCUGACUGCCGAGCUACUGUUCAAGAGCCAUGUGGCCAGUGACGAAAAGUUGCAAGAACCUGAAGUGAAAUCUGAGUUUGAUAAACUUUUGAAUGUUGUUCAAGGGAUGUGUGAUCAAGCCCCUCUUGUGUACUUGAUGAAACAAUUGACAAGGCGAUACGGAGCAUCGGUUAUUAAAGACUUGACGCAGGAUCCAGAGAUGUCUUGGUUGAUUCCUCGUGAAUUUGAAAAGAGAGAGACCGAUACUUCUUUGGAUGCCGAUCAGUUUGUAGUUCAUAAUAAGGAAUACACUAGUGUUCGGGAUGCUCUUGCAAGGGGAUUAUUGUCUGGGAGUGUAGACGAAUUAUCUACUUUAACACAGAUCGAUGGUUCAGAUAUGAUGAGCUCUAACACAAAGAUGAACGUCUUCUUUCUGCUGUCCAUUUACAGAGAAAUCACGUGUGCUUACCGCGAACCAAGACAACAACUCCAGGAGUAUGCAGAACUACGCAAAUUUUUUGACGACCACCUGUCUCAAGAGGCUCGUCCACUGGCCGUUCAACUUCUAGACAACUCUCACGGUAUGGGAUUUACAGCUCUGUCUGUUCAACCAGCUCAGCCACGUGACACCAUCAAACUAGCUGAACUCGUUGUUCAUACUAUGGUUGUGCUACAAUGCUCAAACGACAGCGAUGUUACGAGUACUCUGAGGUCAUUGCUUAUGAAUCCAGACUACAUGAAGAAUUCGUUCCUUCCAACAAUGCCUGAAGACGAUUUCCAACAUGUUAGCAUGGGACUCGCAGAGAAGGUCACGUGGCAUGUAUGCCCAGAAGGCCAUCGCUACUCUAUCGGAGAUUGCGGUAAAGCAAACCAGAAAUCGGUCUGUCCUGAGUGUAAGUCAGAUAUUGGAGGGACAGGUUACAAACUGCUACAGGGAAAUGCACCAUUAACUGAUCAAAACGCGGAUCGAUCGAAUCGUGGCCAUAUUCUUGGUAAUGUCAAUAUGGAUCAACUUUUGGGUGCGGUGCAGCCUGGACGAAACCUCUCGCCUGCUGUCGUUCAUCUUAUUCGCCUGAUUAUGCAUUCAGCAAUGUUAGUAGGAGCCUGCCGACAUCCUCAGGAAUCCUGUCAGAUCUUCUCGCCUCCCGUAGAGCCUGAAAGACUGAACCAGUUUCUCUGGGCACAUUUGACACGUGAUUUGCGUGGCCUAGCAGCAGCCUUGAACCGUAAUGAAGACGAGGCUUUGUUAACAGUGCACUUGGUGUUGGCCCAAAUCACAAGAAGCACGUUACAUGACUACGCAUUUCACUUUGGAACCGGCGUUCUUGAUUCAUCUAGAGCUCGCAGGCAGUGGGAAGAGAAAUUCACUUCAAGGUUCAUACAACCUGUUCUCUCGACUCUUGAUGGACGAAUACAGGCCUGUUUUGACACCAUGACGAAUGACAGUCGUGUAGGCACUGAUCCUCUCAUGAGAGAGAUCUAUGAAGUGGACAACUCUGAUACAGAGCAGGAAGAGGAGGAGGAAGAAGAACGGUUAAGCCCCAUGAACAGAUGCUUUUGGCGAUACAGACCACCCAUUACUGUAGAACAUGCCAAGCAGAGAUUCUCAGAAAAGAUGAAUUCUGAUAAAAAGAUUCAAAAGUGCAAAGUACUGCAGCAUUUCUUCAAAGAGGAGUAUCGUCUUCGUGUUGUUCGUUAUCUCCCAAAUAUCAACAAGUUGCACAAGCUGCUAACAGAUCGAUUCUACCAACGAAUCAACCAGAAACAUGCAUCAGAAAUGACCGUCAAAGAUUUUGAAAUAAAAUUGAAAGCCUUGGAGAAGAAAGAAUUUAUGACACUUUUAGGUAGCUUUAAAGCUGCCUGGAUGAUGGUACGAGCGCGUCUGGACAAACAAGGUCGCUAUAAGCUGUCAAGUACAGAGUGCAGCAUGACAAUUGAUGACAACAGUCCCAUGUCCAUCCUCAUUCCCUCUACGGAUGGUCUGGGUCGAUGUUCCCUCGCACUUGUGUUUUACCUUGUCACUGCCCAUAAUGAGUUCAUGGAGACAUAUUUCAACAUUACCGAGGGUAAAGCAAGACAAGAUAACAAGAUAAGACUAUCAGAGGUGACGUUUUCCCAGCUUGUGUCGUACGAUGCUGAUCGUGAUCUGCUUCCUCUCAUACAAGCACAUUGUCAUUAUUCGCUUGAAGUUGGUCAAGGUACGUUAGUCGAGUAUGAUUGGACAGCCAUUCAAAGACAACUGAUUGACAGGUUCAUUCGAGGGAAACAUUUGGUUGAGUUUGAGGAACCGAAAUUUGUUUUCCUCAGAAACAAUGAUGCGGAUAUGUUCACUGCCAUAAGAAACAAGAUAGAACAGGAAAACAUUUCUUCCAUAUUGGCCAGAACUAUCAUGAGUGAAUUACGCCACUUAAAUGAAGUAUGUGACGUCAAACACUCCCUUGAGAUAGCUAUGGGGUUUCUGGCAUCAAGUGGUGGAAGUCCUAAACAGUUGAUUAGUGAAUAUCUACAUGAUGUGUUGUGCAUGCCCAGUGAAAAGGGUCUUAGUAGCCACAGGGCGGAACAAUGUUGUCAUUUGAAACACAUCGUUCAUCUUUGGCAGCUCGUUACAACCCAGAGAGCAAAGAUUUUGCUACGAGACCAUCAGGAUCCAUUUGAUGAGGUGCAAGAGUGCUUCAAGGAGGAAAUACCAAGAUCUGUACUGCUUAAUCUGAAUUUCUUCCUACGAAACAUUGAUUGUAGUAGGUUUUGCGGAGAACUCCUUGAGAUGAUAACAUUCAGGCUAAACAAAGAAAAUGAGGAACACUUUGACAUCAGCCUCAAAGAGUUUUUUGAAUGGCACAUGGAUAAUCGUGAAGCAACUGAUGUGUCUGAUCUACCAGAUGACCUGCUCCUCAAACAUUCUAUUAAAACAUGGGAGAACGUUCUUGAUAAAAGCGAAGUGCGCCGCUUAUCAAAACGUUAAGAACCCCAAAGUAAGACUUUACUGUGAGUAAACAAUACUUGGACAAUUUCACAAUUUCAAUCAAUCAAGUUCUACAAAUAAUCCAUUGCAAAUACACUGCGGAUAGUAAAAAAACUAAUGUUUUGUCUUUAACUUCUGAUGAACUAUCAAUUGAAUAAUGCGUUACAUAAAAUUCCCGGUAAUUAAGGGGUAAGGGGGACGGAAGUGGAAAUUUUUACUUCCGUUCUGUUUCUAGUUUUAGCUUUCUCGCACGAUUUUUUCUUUGUGCGCUCGUAGUCAGUUAACAUUAAUUUAAUUGAAUAACGAUCCUUUACUUAGAAAUCAUCUUUAACUUCAAACCAAAGUAGAUUUGUGGUGUGAUGGAAUCUUAGGUAGUUGAGAGAUUAAGGGGUUUUAGUUAUUAAUUUGCCGCAUUUAAACCGCUGUUUAUCAGCACCGCAUUCUGAUAAAGACAAUAAAAUAUGCUUGAUAUUGUUA